CCUCACUCCACCAUCCUGGGACCUUUCCUGCUGCCUCUGGACCCCCAAACUUGGUAGCAUCAUGUCGCUUGCACACACAGCUGCAGAGUAUAUGCUCUCUGAUGCCCUGUUGCCUGACCGCAGGGGCCUCCGCCUCAAAGGACUGCGCCUGGAACUGCCCCUGGACCAGAUGGUCAAGUUUGUAGCUGUGGGCUCUCCCUUGUUGCUGAUGUCCCUAGCAUUCGCCCAGGAAUUCUCUUCUGGGUCUCCGAUCAGCUGCUUCUCUCCCAGCAACUUCAGCACCAGGCAGGCUGCCUAUGUUGACAGCUCCUGUUGGGACUCACUGAUUCACCAUGAACAGGAUGGGCAUGGCCAGGACAAGGCGAAAUCUCUCUGGCCUCACAAGGCCCUCCCCUACUCCUUGCUGGCCCUGGCUGUGGUCAUGUACCUGCCAGUUCUGCUGUGGCAGUAUGCAGCUGUGCCAGCCCUCAGCUCAGAUCUGCUGUUCAUCAUCAGUGAACUGGACAAAUCCUACAAUCGCUCCAUUCGCCUGGUACAGCACAUGUUGAAGAUUCGGCAGAAAAGCUCUGACCCCCAUGUAUUCUGGGAUGAGCUGGAAAAGGCUCGGAAAGAACGAUACUUUGAAUUCCCUUUGCUAGAGCGGUAUCUGGCAUGCAAGCAGCGCUCACAUUCACUAGUGGCUACCUACCUCCUGAGGAACUCUCUCUUACUCCUCUUCACCUCAGCCACCUACCUGUACCUUGGCCACUUCCACCUAGAUGUCUUCUUCCAAGAAGAAUUCAGCUGCUCCAUCAAGACAGGGCUGCUAAGUGAUGAGACCCAUGUCCCCAAUCUGAUCACAUGUAGGCUGACCUACCUGUCUGUUUUCCAAAUUGUUAGCCUCUCCACUGGAGCUAUAUAUACCCUAUUGGUUCCAGUGAUAAUAUACAACCUCACACGGCUAUGUCGGUGGGACAAACGACUCCUAUCCAUCUAUGAGAUGCUCCCAGCUUUUGAUCUCCUCAGCGGAAAAAUGCUAGGAUGUCCCAUCAAUGACCUCAAUGUGAUCCUUCUUUUCCUUCGAGCCAACAUCUCUGAGCUCAUCUCUUUCAGCUGGUUGAGUGUCUUAUGUGUGUUGAAGGACACAACCACCCAGAAGUACAACAUCGACACAGUGGUUGAUUUUAUGACUUUAUUGGCUGGCUUAGAACCCUCAAAACCUAAAUACCUUACCCACCAGGUGUGUGAUGAACACCUAUAGUUAAGAAACCAUGAAGCAAGAAAUACUGUGAAAAGGAAAAGUCUCUCUCCUUCUUUGCAAGUCAUACAUCCUAAUACAAAAAAAAGAAAGAAUUGCUAAGCUUAGAUUUAGCUGAACCAUAUAUCCUGUAUCAGGUUAUCCUAAAGGUAAGAAGAUAUAAUCAAGACAUGGAAAUAAAUAUGAAAGUUGAAGCUGAAGAGUCAAAGAACUAGAAAAUUAGGUCUAGAACAUUCUAUGAGGACAGUAUGAAUAAGUAAAUAGAAAUAAAGUCUAGACAUUCUACAAAAGAGUCUAAAGGCCGUUUAAUGGAGGCAAUUCCAUCACCCCUCCAGGAUGUAUAUUCAGUCUACCUCAAGGAGCAAGUGAGGCAAUCCGGAAAGAGAUUAAUAAAGAUGUAAA
Molecule: messenger RNA, 1639 nt
Organism: Carlito syrichta (Philippine tarsier)
Lineage: Eukaryota; Metazoa; Chordata; Mammalia; Primates; Tarsiidae
Gene: PANX3
Product: pannexin 3
Exons: 4
Coding region: 62-1240 (392 amino acids)
Biological process (GO): positive regulation of interleukin-1 production; monoatomic cation transport
Molecular function (GO): channel activity
Source: RefSeq, a predicted model, not a curated record